GGCACUGGGGCGCUCCUGGCCGUCUGCUGAGCUGGGGGAGCCAUGGGGCGCACCGCCGGGGAGAUGGUGUCGUCGCUUCUGGGGCUGUGGCUGCUGCUUUGCUGCUGGGGGUGCCUCGGGAGCGCCGAGCGGCGGGCCCCGCCAGAUAAGAUCGCCAUUAUUGGAGCUGGAAUUGGUGGCACCUCAGCAGCCUAUUAUCUGCGGCAGAAAUUUGGGAAAGAUGUGACAAUUCACCUGUUUGAACGAGGAGAGGUGGGGGGCCGUCUAGCCACCUUGUCUGUGCUGGGGGAAGAAUAUGAAGCAGGAGGUUCUGUCAUCCAUCCUUUAAAUCUGCACAUGAAGCGUUUUGUCAAAGAUCUGGGUCUUUCAACUCUUCAGAGCUCUGGUGGCCUAAUGGGAGUGUAUAAUGGAGAGACUUUGGUGUUUCAGGAGAGCUCCUGGUUUAUAAUUAACAUUAUUAAACUUAUUUGGCAAUAUGGAUUUCAACCCCUCCGUAUGCACAUGUGGGUAGAGGAUGUGUUAGACAAAUUUAUGAGGAUCUACCGCUACCAAUCUCAUGACUAUGCCUUCAGUAGUGUAGAAAAGUUACUACAUUCUCUAGGAGGGGAUGAAUUCCUUGGAAUGCUUAACCGGACACUUCUUGAAACCUUGCAGAAAGCAGGCUUCUCUGAGAAAUUCCUCGAUGAAAUUGUUACUCCUGUCAUGAGAGUUAAUUAUGGCCAAAGCAUGAACAUCAAUGGCUUUGUGGGGGCAGUGUCAAUGGCUGGUGCUGAUUCUGGCCUUUGGGCAGUAGAAGGUGGCAAUAAACUUGUUUGCUCAGGGCUCCUUCAGGCUUCCAAAAGCAUUCUCAUAACUGGCUCAGUAAUGUACAUAGAGGAGAAGACAAGGACCAAAAAUACAGGAGAUCCCACAAAGAUGUAUGAAGUGGUUUACCAAACUGGAUCUGAGACCCGUUCAGACUUCUAUGAUAUUGUCGUGGUGGCCACUCCAUUGAAUCGAAAAAUGUCCAAUAUAACUUUUCUCAACUUUGAGCCUCCAAUUGAGGAAUUCCAUCAAUACUACCAACAUAUAGUGGCAACUUUCGUUAAGGGGGAGUUGAAUGCAUCUCUCUUUAGCUCUAGAGCCUUAGAUAAGCUUGAUCUCACAACAAUCUUAACCACUGAUAAUUCAGAUUUGUUCAUUAAUAGUAUGGGAAUUGCACCCUCAGUAAGAAAAAAUGAUAAUCCUCAACCAUCAACAGAUGGGACCUCUGUUUGGAAGAUCUUUUCCCAAGAAACUCUUACUAAGAAACAGAUUUUAAAGCUCUUUUUGUCCUAUGAUUUUGCUGUGAAGCAGCCAUGGCUUGCAUAUCCUCGCUAUAAGCCUCCACAGAAAUGCCCCUCCAUCAUACUCCAUGAUCGACUUUAUUACCUUAAUGGCAUAGAGUGUGCAGCAAGUGCCAUGGAGAUGAGUGCCAUUGCAGCCCACAAUGCCGCUCUUCUUGCCUAUCAUCGCUGGAAUGGGCACACAGGCAUGAUUGACCAAGAGGACUUAUAUGAGAAACUUAAAACUGAGCUGUGAAAGACCACCAUCUCUUUUUUCCCCUCCUGGUUCCUGAUGGAAAUUCACUGGCAAAAAAUACCAUCUGAGCAAGAGUGAUUUUGAAUCAGAUAUUUUGCCAUUAUCAUUGCUUAACAAAAGUAAAACCCAGUGAGUCAU
Talpa occidentalis (Iberian mole) is the source of this 1698-nucleotide messenger RNA. RefSeq names its product prenylcysteine oxidase 1 (gene PCYOX1). Bases 43 to 1560 code for a protein of 505 amino acids. Gene Ontology annotation, molecular function: prenylcysteine oxidase activity. The record is from RefSeq and is a predicted model, not a curated record. Gene Ontology annotation, biological process: prenylcysteine catabolic process; prenylated protein catabolic process. NCBI's taxonomy places the organism in Eukaryota, Metazoa, Chordata, Mammalia, Eulipotyphla, Talpidae. The transcript is spliced from 6 exons.